AUGCAAGUCUGGGGAAUCUCCCCGAUAAUAUCGACAAUCGGGAUCUUCUGGCUUCUUCUGGGUGCUGCUGGAGCUUCCGGUCAUGUUGAUCCCUCCCAUUAUGGAAACGACACGACAAGUUAUGAGCAGCCUCAUCAACUUGAGAGGUUAGAGCGAGUUGUUGGAUACUUCGAAGGCUGGGGCUCUCGGCGAGUCUGCAACGACUUUUGGCCGGAGAUGAUUCCGGAUGCCAUAUACACCCACCUCAACUUUGCCUUCGCCACAAUCGACCCUGAAACAUACGAGGUCAUGCCGGCUCAUAAAGCGGAUGUGAAAUUAUAUAGCCGGUUGACAGGAAAGAAACGGGGAAGCACGCCAUUGAAAGUCUUCAUUGCUUUUGGGGGCCCGACCUUUAAUGGCCCUGGACCCACACAGCGCACCUUCUCCGAUAUUGCGGCAUCUCCCCAGAACCAGAAGAAAUUUUUGAAGUCAUUGGUAUCCUUCAUGUCUACCUAUAACUUUGAUGGAGUUGACUUCAAUUGGGAAUAUUCUCACAUUGGUGAAUGGCUCGGGCGAGAAGAAGACUUUCAAAACUUCCCCAAAUUCCUGAAAAGUUUGAAAAGCACCCUGAACAAGACACCUGGUCGGAACGGCAUUUCAAUCUCGAUCCCAUCAUCUCCCUGGUAUCUGGAACAUUUUGAUAUGAAAGAACUUUCUGAGUCUGUUGACUUUUUCAACAUGAUGACAUACGAUCUCCAUGGCACUUGGAGCCGAGGCAACUUACAGACCGGACAUGCAUGGACGGGAGAUUAUCUCAAUGGGCAUACCAACCUUACGGAGAUCGAUAUGGCUCUGGACCUACUCUGGAAGAAAGACAUUCCAAAGAGCAAGGUGGUGAUGGGACUAGCUUUUCAUGGGCGCUCGUAUAUAAUUGGCGACGACUGCUCAGAGCCAGGUUGUGUGUAUCUGUCUGGUGGGGUUGAUGCGGGAUGUAGUUCGGAAACUGGUGUGAUCUUCAAUGCUGAUAUUUAUAAGGUAAGAGAGGCCAGUCAAAUCUCCGGUCAAAUCCACGACCUGGCCGUCUUGUAUGAAGAAGCGGCGAUCAAAGUGGACAAGCUAGGUGACAAAUGGGUGUCGUACGACGAUGCAGACACAUUUCGACUGAAAAUCAAAUAUGCCGAAAUGGAAUCCCUCGGCGGUGUCAUGGUCUGGGCUGUAUCUCGUGAUACAAAGAAAUCCGAUUAUUCCAACAUGCUAGGAAAAAUUACCGGUCUUCUAGAGUCGCCCAGCUACUGGACCGCGGAUACUUUGUUCCCCGGUGAAGCAGAAGAAGUUCAGGCUUUUGAAGAAGCAUUAAAAGAGUGGAUUAAAAACCCAAGCUGCUCUGGAGAUAUGAUGAAUGAAUUGGUAUGA
Penicillium macrosclerotiorum is the source of this 1392-nucleotide messenger RNA. RefSeq names its product class V chitinase Chi100. The coding region runs from base 1 to 1392 and encodes 463 amino acids. The record is from RefSeq and is a predicted model, not a curated record. Gene Ontology annotation, molecular function: chitin binding; hydrolase activity, hydrolyzing O-glycosyl compounds. Lineage: Eukaryota; Fungi; Ascomycota; Eurotiomycetes; Eurotiales; Aspergillaceae. Gene Ontology annotation, biological process: carbohydrate metabolic process. The transcript has 2 exons.